Molecule: messenger RNA, 2141 nt
Organism: Carica papaya (papaya)
Lineage: Eukaryota; Viridiplantae; Streptophyta; Magnoliopsida; Brassicales; Caricaceae
Gene: LFR
Product: ARM repeat superfamily protein
Biological process (GO): chromatin remodeling; regulation of transcription by RNA polymerase II; positive regulation of DNA-templated transcription
Cellular component (GO): nucleoplasm; SWI/SNF complex; brahma complex
Molecular function (GO): nucleosome binding
Source: RefSeq, a predicted model, not a curated record
AACAAAAAAAAAAAAAAAAAAGAAGCGGCUUUUGAAAUUCGUUCUCUUCCGCCGCUACUUCAUUCUCCAAUCUCCAGCCACUCGACUGCAAAUCUCAACAGAUGCUGUCACCUUCGUCGUUCCCUUGCAUUAAAUUCACAACUUCUCUUCUAUGUCUUCAACAAUAAAUCCCCAAAUUCUAGUUAUUCUUAUGCUUCUCCCUGAAAUUGGUUCAUUCGCAGCCAUUCUUCUUUUCUAAAGGCCCUGAGGAAUCUCAUGUUUGUUGCCGCUGAUUCAAAUCAGCAACAAUGUCGACGAAAAUCGAAUGAGAAAUUUGCAGAGAACUGGAGGUUUGUGCCGUCAGGUUCGAAUAUCCGAUGGUCGCUUACAGAACGUGUGCUCAGGCUACUAUAAUUGAGGUAGUUUUUUCCGGUUACCACCAUUUCAUCGCCAGCUUGCUCAGUUGUUCGGUAUCAGUAAGCGUUCACCAUCUAAACUUGGAGCUUGCUUCUGCGCAAAGGAAUCACUGUAUGGGGGCAACAACUUGGAGCUUGGUCCAUUUCUCUGUUGGAAAAUACCAAACCGUGCCCUAAAUCAGAUAAGGGAGAGAGCGAGAGAGCGAGAGACUGCAGAGCGAGAGAGAGAAUGCAGAAGCGAGAGCCGGGCAAGAGCGGUGGCUCAGCUGGCGGUCCCGCCGCUCCGGCGGCUAAGAGGGGCCGCCCAUUUGGUAGCACGAGUGGUAGCGCUGCUGCUGCCGCUGCAGCUGCAGCAGCCGACGCUACGGCUCCGUCAGCUCUACUGGGUCCAUCUCUCCAGGUUCAUAGCUCCUUCGCAGAUCAGAACCAUAAAAGGAUAGUUCUUGCUCUUCAAAGUGGACUGAAGAGUGAGCUCAUAUGGGCAUUGAAUACACUCACAUUGCUGUCUUUCAAGGAAAAGGAUGAUAUGCGGAAAGACGCAACUCCUCUUGCCAAAAUACCCGGCUUGCUGGAUGCUCUUCUCCAAGUUAUAGAUGAUUGGCGUGAUAUUGCACUUCCAAAAGAGCUCUCAAAAGGACCUAGGAUCAGGAAUUUAGGUGCAAAUUCUCUGGUAACAGGAUUUGGCAAUGAGUAUGAGGCUCUGGGUACUUAUGAUACUCUUCCUCGGUCUGGAUUGGGAUUGAGUUCUUCCUUAGCUGAGGCCUCAACUAUAAAAAUUACAGCCAAACUUCAACAUCCACAGUGGUGGUUGGAUGAAGAUGGGCUGUUUAAUCUAGAUGAUGAGGGGCGUGCAGAAAAACAGCAGUGUGCUGUUGGAGCUUCAAAUGUUAUCCGUAACUUCUCGUUCAUGCCGGAUAAUGAAGUUAUUAUGGCUCAACACAGGCAUUGCUUGGAAACCGUGUUCCAGUGCAUUGAAGAUCACAAAACAGAGGAUGAGGAACUGGUCACAAAUGCGCUUGAGACAAUUGUAAAUCUUGCUCCGCUGCUGGAUCUUCGAAUUUUUAGCUCAGCAAAAGUAUCUUACAUCAAAAUAACUGAGAAACGCGCAGUUCAAGCCAUUAUGGGCAUUUUAGAAUCUCCUGUCAAAGCCUGGCAUUGUGCUGCAGCUGAAUUACUUGGGCGUAUGAUAAUAAAUCCAGAUAAUGAACCUUUUCUUCUUCCCUUUGUUCCACAGAUACAUAAGCGCUUAAUUGAUCUUCUGAGCAUUCAAGCCUUUGAUGCACAAGCUGCUGCUGUUGGAGCACUCUAUAACCUUUCAGAAGUUAAUAUGGACUGCAGAUUGAAACUUGCCAACGAGAGAUGGGCCAUUGAUAGACUAUUGAAAGUGAUCAAGAUGCCACAUCCUGUUCCUGAAGUCUGCAGAAAAGCUGCAAUGAUACUGGAGAGCCUCGUGUCUGAGCCGCAAAAUAGGGUUUUACUGCUUGCUUAUGAGAAUGCGUUUGCAGAGAUGCUCUUCUCAGAUGGUAGGUAUUCUGAUACAUUUGCCAGGAUACUCUAUGAACUAACUUCUAGACCUAACAAUAAAGUGGCAGCAGCUCGGGGUGUCUGGGGCAUGUAACUUAACACUGAUCUUUUCCUCUAGGUAAAACGAAUAUUAGUUCAACACUCAUUUAAGGAUUGUAUUUUUGUAAAUGUACAUUCUAGUGCUCUUAUUUUCAUUUCCUGUUGCAAUUUUUUAAAGUUUCA